Molecule: messenger RNA, 3642 nt
Organism: Arachis stenosperma
Lineage: Eukaryota; Viridiplantae; Streptophyta; Magnoliopsida; Fabales; Fabaceae
Exons: 1
Coding region: 1-3642 (1213 amino acids)
Molecular function (GO): nucleic acid binding; RNA-DNA hybrid ribonuclease activity
Source: RefSeq, a predicted model, not a curated record
AUGAUUGUCAAUGGGGCAUCCGACCCCAUUUUAUGUCGUUGUUUUCCUUCCUUUUUAGACGGACCCGCGCUUGACUGGUUUUGCUCUUUACCUGCAGAUUCCAUUUCACGCUUUCAGGAGCUAGCAAAGCAAUUCGAACAACAUUUUGCGGCAUCGGCAAUUUACUUGCAUGAUUCCGACUACCUGACUACAAUCAAACAGGGUCCACAGGAAAGUCUAAAGGAUUAUAUUACCCGUUUCACGAAAGUCGCCAUGCAAAUUCCUGAUCUACACCCAGAGGUCCACUUGCAUGCAAUUAAAAGCGGCCUCCGACCUGGCAAAUUUCAAGAAACAAUUGCAGUAGCCAAGCCAAAGACCUUGGCCGAGUUUAGAGAGAAAGCUAAGGGGCAAAUAGACAUCGAAGAGCUUCGACAGGCCCGACGAGCAGAAAAGUCUCCCUUCCUGAAAGAUGAGGAUAAACCUCGGGAGAGCAAGAAGAACUUUAAGCCUGUGCCGCGAUACGAGUCCUACACUCAGUUCAACGCCAAAAGGGACGACAUUAUCAAAGAAAUUUUAAACUCCAAGCUCAUCAAGCCACCCCGUAAAGCCGGCAACUACCCCGAGCCAAAGAAUGUAGACAAAUCGAAGUAUUGCAGCUUUCACCAAAAGCAUGGUCACACUACAGAUGAAUGUGUGAUCGCCAAGGAUCUAUUAGAACGCUUGGCGCGGCAAGGACACCUUGAUAAAUUCAUUGCAGGACAUAUGCAGAAACGUACAAGCUCCGACCAACCCGUGACAAUUUCAUCAUCCAAAGAAAAGGACAAAGCACCGGCUCAGCCCAGAGGAAUCAUUAACUGUAUUUCAGGAGGAUAUGCCGGCGGAGGAGAAACAAACUCGGCAAGAAAACGGACAUACCGGGCCAUGUUGGCGGUCGAACACUCUUCUGUCCAAUCUCAACCAACCUCGGACAUCCCUGAGAUGACUUUUGGUUGUUCUGAUUUUAAGUCAAACCAUACGAACUAUGAUGAUCCCGUGGUGAUCUCAAUUCAGUUGGGAGACCUUAUUGUUCGGAAAGUGCUGCUUGAUCCUGGGAGCAGCGCCGAUGUACUAUUCUUCACUACAUUCCAGAAAAUGAAGCUAAGCACCCAUAUCAUGCAAAAUUACUCAGGAGAUCUAGUCGGAUUUUCAGGUGAACGAGUACCUGUACUCGGAUCUGUGUGGUUACAGACCACACUCGGUGAGCAACCCCUAACUAAGACACAGGAUAUACAGUAUCUCGUGGUUAAUUGCUCCAGUCCUUAUAAUCUCAUAUUAGGAAGACCCUUUUUAAACAGAUUUGCUGCUAUUGUUUCCACUUUUCAUCUUUGUAUCAAGUUUCCUGUGCAGGAUAAUAUAAUCGCCACUGUACAUGGCGACCUUCACGAAGCACGGCAAUGCUACAAUUCCAGCCUCAAGCCAGUCAAAAGAAGCGCCCAGGCACGUGUUCACUCUAUACAACCUGGGAGACCACUGCUAAACGAGCUUGAUCCUAGGGCCGACUUUGAAGAUCGCCCAACCCCAAACGAAGAGCUAGAAAAGGUUAUCCUCAAAGAGGAUCCUACAAAAUUCACAUUCAUCGGAACAUCUAGCACCGGAGAGGAAAAGCAAAACCUGAUAAAAUGCUUAUGCCAAAAUGCCGACCUAUUUGCUUGGACUUCAGGAGAUAUGCCGGGGAUAGACCCAGAAGUAAUCACGCACAAACUACAAAUCAACCCUACAGCUCGGCCGGUCUGCCAGAAGAAAAGAAACCUCGGAGCCGAGAAGCGAUCAGCGUCCGUCGAAGAAGUCAAGAAACUCAUUGAUGCCGAGUUCAUCAGAGAGCUCCGUUUCACGACAUGGUUAGCCAACAUCGUCAUGGUAAAAAAGAAAAACGGUAAAUGGCGCAUGUGCGUCGACUUUACUGAUUUAAAUAAGGCCUGCCCUAAAGAUGCUUAUCCUCUGCCGAACAUUGACACCUUGGUUGACAGUUCAUGCGGUUAUGGUACCUUGAGCUUCAUGGAUGCAUACUCUGGUUAUAACCAGAUCCUUAUGCACCCGUCAGACCAGGAAAAAACAGCAUUUAUAACUGAAUACGGCAACUAUUGUUAUAAUGUUAUGCCUUUUGGAUUAAAGAAUGCAGGUGCAACUUAUCAGCGGCUCAUGAACAAAGUCUUUGAGGAACAAAUCGGCCGGAACAUUGAAGUAUACGUAGAUGACAUGGUCGUCAAAACAAAGGACGGCUCCUCUCACAUACAAGACCUCGAGGAGAUAUUUGCACAAGUCAGAAAGUAUAACAUGAGGCUGAACCCCGAGAAGUGUGCUUUCGGCGUCCGAGGAGGCAAAUUCCUCGGCUUUAUCCUAACAAAUCGAGGCAUUGAGGCAAACCCUGAAAAGUGUCAAGCAAUACUUAACAUGCAAAGUCCCAGGAGCAUAAAAGAAGUGCAGCGUCUAACAGGCCGAUUAGCAGCCCUGUCAAGAUUCCUCCCAGGCUUGGCAUCUAAAUCACACAGCUUUUUUCAAUGUCUAAAAAAAGAUAACAGAUUUUUUAGUUGGAACGAAGAUUGUGAAAAAGCAUUUGCCGAUUUAAAACAAAUCCUUUCAAAACCACCAAUUUUGCAAAAACCCAAACUCGGCAAACCACUAUAUUUGUAUUUAUCUAUUACUGACGUGGCAAUUAGUUCUGUUCUCAUUACAGAGGAAGAUAACCAACAGAGACCGGUUUACUUUAUUAGCAAGUCAUUACAGGGUGCAGAACUCCGCUACCCAAGGCUCGAAAAACUCGCCCUAGCCCUGAUCUUCUCCGCAAGACGACUCCGACCUUAUUUUCAAAGCCACACAAUCAUCAUCAGAACAGACUACCCGCUUCGUCAAAUACUCAGCAAGCCCGAGCUAGCCGGCCGGUUAAUCAAGUGGUCUAUCGAACUUUCCGAGUUUGACAUCUCAUACCAACCACGCGGCGCCAUCAAACCACAAUGGUUAGCCGACUUUGUCGCAGAAUUAACAAGCUCACACCCAGAACAGGUAGAUCAGAAAUGGACCUUGUUUGUUGAUGGUGCCUCAAACACUCAGGGAUCGGGAGCAGGCAUACUACUGGAAAGUUCAGACGGCAUAGUCCUAGAGCACUCCCUCCGCUUUUCCUUCAAAGCCAGCAACAACCAAGCGGAAUACGAAGCUCUCAUUACAGGGCUAAGGUUAGCAGCCGAUCUAAACAUUAAAAACUUAACAAUACUCUGUGACUCUUUAUUAGUUGUUCAACAAGUCAACCGAACUUUCCAGGUAAAGGAUCAGAUUUUGCAAAAAUAUUUAGAUGUUGUUCAACAACUCUUAGCAAACUUUCUGAACGCUACAAUACAUCAUAUACCUAGAGAACAAAAUCAUAGAGCAGAUGUUUUGUCAAAGUUAGCAACAACACAAGCACACACUGCCAAACUAUUGCAAUCAACUUUAGAAAAACCAAGCAUCGAUGCAGUGAGCAUUUUAACCACUUUAAACAAAGAUAGCUGGCAAAAUGCUUAUCUCCAUUACCUCAGACAUGGAUCUGUUCCCGAUGAAAUCCAAGACAAGAAAAAGUUUAAGAGACAAGCAUCUUUUUUCACGUUACUAAAUAACACUUUAUAUAGGCGGGGUUACUCCGACCGCUCUUAA